AUCUUUUCUGCUGGAUCUUUGAUCUAAUGUGCCCAUUCUUUCAGAACACUGGGAUGAAAGUGAUCCAAAUACUAUUCCAUAAGUGCAUUUUCAGCUCCGUAGUCCUGCUUGCAGCUAAGUCAUUUGUCCUAUAUUUUAAUGAGCUUGUGCAAUAUUAUUUUAUGUUUGGGUCGUUGUUAAAGCUAUGUUCACAGGAUGGUUCAGUUUGAAAGGGACUUUGACUUCCUUAACGCGGUGAUUUUUGUCACUUGGCAGGGUUAGAAAUGCAGUUGUUUUUUUUAAAUCUCUAAUGUUAUAAGUUAUGAAAAAGGGACUGGAAAAGUGUCUGUAGUGCUCCUUCAGCAGGAUUAUUUUCACUGAAUAUCUUCUUUACAUUAUGUAGAGGUUUGUGAGUGGAACUGUAAGCAGGAUCAUGAGGCUGACUGGACUAUAAACUAGGUGGCUAAGAAAGACGGGAGGGAAAAAAUACCUUGAUGUUAUUUUUUUCAAUCAGAUUGUUUCAUGUUUUAUCUCGCCACUUGGCUAUAUAAAUAUUACCAGUCGUGUUCUGGAAUGGUACUGCACCUUUCAUCUGCACCCGCUGCUGAUGUCAGGUUAAAUUGGCCGUGUAACUGCAGCCUGGAGCGAUCCCUCUGCUGCAAGUUGUGGUGCACUGUAGAGGCACCUGAGCCAGUGGCAAGUGGACUAAUUCAGUUGUUUUGCUUCUCAGCAGUCUACUAUGAGGAAAGGGAGGACAGACUGUGCUCUCUUUUCAUCUCUCUUUUCAUCACAUCACUGGGAGGAGGCAGGUGAUAGCAGAGUGAAAACAGAAGAAACUACCAGCUUAAAUAAUUCACCACUCUACGAGUAUCUGCAGGAUUUGGGACACACUGAUUUUGAAGUAUGUUCAUCUGUGUCACAGAAGGCAAAGCAAUGUGCAGUAGAGGAAGGCCAGAGAGAAAGGACUGUGCACACUGCCCAGAAACAAAGCAUCCUGUCAAAACUAGUUGAGUUCUUCAGAAGUUGGUUUCCCUUUCCACAAUAUAAGAAAAACGAUGACAUACUUCACCGAUUGGAUGUUGGAUUUCGAUUUGACACGCUCCGUACCAUCCUGCAACAGGAAGUUCUGCUGCAGGAGGAUGUGGAACUGAUUGAGUUCCUUGACCCGAGUAUCCUGUCUGCAGGGCAGUGUAAGCAACAGGAAAAUGGACAGCUUCCAACACUACGCUCCCUAGCAACUCCUAAUAUUUGGGAUAUCUCACUCUUGCUUGCCUUUGUAAGUGCCCUGCUUAUGCUUCCUUCAUGGUGGAAGGAGUCAUCGUGGCUACCGUGGGGACUGGUUCUGCUUGUGUAUGCAGUCUUUCGAGUGUGGGCCACAUGGAGGACAGCCAAGCUGCAAAUGUCCCUGCAGAAAUACUGUACCCAGCUGGAAGAAACAGUAGCAAAUAGUCGAGCUUUUACUAAUCUUGUAAGGAAAGCUCUACGGCUCAUUCAAGAGACUGAAGUAAUUUCUAGAGGAUUUACCCUUUUGCUUGACAGGGUCAGUGCCGCUUGCCCACUUAAUAAAGCUGGACAGCAUCCUAGUCAGCAUCUUAUUGGUCUCCGGAAAGCCGUCUAUCGAUCUGUCAGAGCCAACUUCCGAGCUUCAAGACUGGCUACUCUGUACAUGCUGAAAAACUACCCUCUGAACUCUGAGAGCGACAACGUGACCAGCUACAUCUGUGUAGUCCCUUUUAAGGACCUGGGUCUGGGACUGAGCGAAGAACAGGUAUCUGAAGAGGAGGCACACAAUCUCACGGAUGGGUUCAGCUUGCCUGCACUCAAGGUUCUCUUUCAGCUGUGGGUAGGACAGAGUUCAGAAUUCUUCAGGAGACUGGUACUGCUCCUCUCCCCAGCCAAUGCAUCCCCCAAGCCCUUGAUCUCCCCUGAACGGUUGCCUCAUCAUAUCUUGUCUGAUGUGACUCAAGGCCUACCUCAUACACAUGCUGCCUGCUUAGAGGAGCUCAAGAGAAGCUAUGAGUUUUAUCGGUACUUUGAAACUCAGCAUCAGUCAGGUUUUGAACGACCAACCAGAACAAAACAGAAGUCAAGAGAGUUGAACAGCCUUCAAACAGCAGUACGCAGUUUGCAGCUUCAUCUCAAGGCACUGCUGAAUGAGGUAAUAAUUCUUGAGGAUGAACUUGAAAAACUUGUUAGCACUAAGGAGACACCUGAAUUAACAACAGAAGCCCACCAGGUUCUGGAAGAAAAACUAAAGUUUAUUCAGCCUCAUAUGCAGGCAAGCAACAGCUGCUGGGAAGAAGCCAUUUCUCAGGUAGAGAAAAUGAGUGGAAGAAACCCAAAUAAAAAAGGCAAGCUUGAAGCUUCCUGUGAUAACCUACAGCGUACUUCAGUACCUUUAAUACAGCCUACUGUGUACAUAGAAGACAGAGAUCCCAUCCCCGAAGAACAGGAAUUGGAAGCCUAUGUUGAUUAUUCUGACAUGGACAAUGAAUAUAAUAGGGAAACUUUUGACUGCUUUUCCCAGGAAGAGAGAGAGAGACAAAAACGAGAGAGAGAGGAAUCUAAAAGGGUGUUACAAGAAUUGAAAUCUGUACUGGGAUUUAAAGCUUCAGAAGCAGAAAGGCAAAAAUGGAAACAACUCCUAUUCAGUGACCAUGCUGCAGUGAAACCCUUGUCUCCUGUAGAGUCAUUGAAGCUCCUAAAUAAUUUGGAAUCACACAUGAAUUCAAAUACAGAAAAGCAGGACUGCAGCCAAAGUUGUGAUAAAUCUGAAGAAAGCGAUUCUAAUUCGGAAGUGAAUGCUGCUGAUAAAAGCAGGACAGAAUAUUUGUACGAAGAUCCUGAGAUGGAGAGAAACAAAGACAGUCUUACUGAAGAAGGUAUUUCUACAGAGGCUGAAGAGAUAAUGUGCUAUCAGUAUGAAGGGGAAGUUGAAGAUCUCAAGCCAAGCGAUACAGAUAGAGUAGAAGUUUCACAGCCUCCCUCUGUGGAUGCACUGCAUUCAAAAAUAAAGCAUAGGCUGGCUCAGCUUCACGUAUCAACAGAUUUUAACUUCACAUCUGGUCUGGCUGCACAAGCUGCUGCCAGGUCUUUCUCUUUUACUACAAUGCAGGAACAGACUUUUGGAGAUGAUGAUGAUGAGGAUGAAGAGGAGGAGAAGGAGGAAGGGAAGGGGCAAGAACAUGAAGACCUGAUGGAAGAUUUUGAGAAUGAAGGUAGUGGCUCUGAGAGUGAAGGAAAAGUACAAGUCUGAUCUGAACUUUUAAAAACCAACAACAGACAAUUUGGUAGGAAAAAAGGAAAACAAAAAAACUAAUGUGGGGGUUUGAAGUUAAAAAUGCUGAAUGAAAAAAAAAAAAAAUUGGGAGAUCUAAAUGUAAUACGUCUUGUUCCCUGAGUCUGAGACACUAAAUGGGACUUCUGAGUAUGUGGAAAAUUUGCAGGUAAGACAACUUUAAGCUGCAACCACUAAGCAGUUGGCUGUUGCCUUUUUAAGAUCUUAGUGAUGAAUUUUGGAGAUUACCUUCGUGUUUUCUGGUUUAUUUAUUUAUAUCAUGAAGUGCUGUUGUUGUUUUUCUAAAAAGAAUGAAAAACAAUGUAUUGAAUUACAUCAGACUGUCUUCUGCUUUCUGAUUUUGUUAUCUUGGAAUCAAACAUUAGUUCCAAUAAAAAAAAACAGGGCAUUUGUUUUGGAAGAAUCUGAACUGUUCCCUGUGAUCUUCCUCCACCACUGCUCUUGUCCACAGUGAGUUGGCUGAGCCACUGUAGACACUGGUGAAUCUGUGGCUUGUGAUGCUCCUGGCUAAAACAUAGUCUUAAGUAAAAACUUCAAAGGUCUUGUAUUUUAUGUAUCCUGGGGCAUGGGACUGAAAUACAUGAAGUUGGUCGUACUUCAUGUUAAGGUUUAUAUAGAAUUUUAUGAAAGGUUAAUAAAUGAUUCAUAAAUGUUGUAAUUCAUCUUAGAGAAAUGUGUAGUAUGCGUUAGGGAGGAUUUUGAGGUAAUCAAUAUAAGGUACUGUAGAAAAGUAGAAGCAAUUUGUUGGAUUGAUAAUAGGUGAGAAUUAAAUAGCUAUUUAGUAAAAUAGCUAUUAAUCCUUUGUUAACCUUUUAUAAAUUGAGCCUUAAUAUAAUGUUUGAUUUGUAUACUAUUGUUUGUCCAGAAGAAAAAUUAUCUGACAACUUACACAGUAUUUUCCUUAAAUGAUGCAUUUGCUUUUCCCUAAUGUUCUUUCAUUUUUCUCUUAGAUAACAACUGUGUGAUUAAGAUCUGUGAGAGAACAAGAAUUAACUAUUUUCUAAGGCCUAUCUUGUAACUUAGCUGACAUCUAAACAUCACUGUCCAUUUAGAUGUUGUGCUAAGGGAUGUGGUUUAGUGGGGAAGUAUUGGUGGUGGGUGGAUGGUUGGACUUGGAUGAUCUUGGAAGUCUUUUCCAACGUUGGUGAUUCUAUUUGAGAUUAUGUACGUUGUUGUUUUUCUGCAGUGGUGUUAGGAAAAGCAGCAAGCUGAUAUGGCAAUGGUCACUUCACCGAGGAGCCGGUUAAUGGUUUUCCUGCCUUCUCUUCCUUUUGCUCUCAGAUGCAAAAUGAAGUGAAGGACUCGUGUCUCUGAUGGUGUAAACAGCCUCUUAGUGUGGAUGUGGAUAAACUUGCAGUCACACAAUGCCUCAGCAGUUACUUGUUAAUGGUCUCUUAAGGCUUGCUGAUUUUUUAGAAUAGAGGGUGUGGAGAUACAAGUGGUUCAGAGCAGUAUCUUUCCUAGGGUGCUGUCUUGAGGAGUGGGGAAGCUAACAAAGAUCAGCAGGUCAGGAUGGGACUCUUGAUCACAUAUCAAGAAAUGUGCUUUCUUUCAACCACACUCUCCAUUUGCUAGUAAUUUUGUGUGAAUGCUACAAAUAUGUACGUUUUAUCCAUAGUUCCUAUAGAGUUGAAUAUCAAUUUAUAGAGAAGGUUGUAUGUGAUUUCACAAUAUAAUGUCUGUCUUCUCCCUCACAGACAAAAAAGAAUGUUUUGAUGUACUUCACUAACCAGUAACACUGGAUUUUGUACUCCGAAGUAUGUGCGAGUGGAUGGGUGAGUGGAAGUAGGAGUGGGAUUAGGGAAGAUGCUAAUACAUCCAGAAGCUAAGCCUCCUCUAAGUGGCAGGAUAUAUUCUUCUCUAGACCCAUAAAGGUUAGAAUAAGUUGAUGAAAGACUAUUUUAUUUUCUUUGUGGUAAGCAAUCGAGUCUAGAACAACUGUUUUGGUUAAGUGGUGUUUGAAGCAAUGCCCAUGCUUCUGAAAAAUAAGUCUUCCUCAUCCUUGACUUGAGAUCCUUGAUCCUUCACUAAGUGCCCAGAUGUUUUUUGUUCCUAGCUAAUUGUUCUGACUGCCUAACUGUGUGUUCCAUUAAUGCUUUUCCACAAGGUCACCUACCAAUAUCUUACUAUCUGGUACUGUGUAUCCCAAAACUAAUUCUUUUUUCACCUAAACUUAGUUCACAGUGUAGAUGGCUGUGAUACCAACUUGGAGAAA
This is a messenger RNA of Phasianus colchicus (ring-necked pheasant), 5492 nucleotides long. Lineage: Eukaryota; Metazoa; Chordata; Aves; Galliformes; Phasianidae. The record is from RefSeq and is a predicted model, not a curated record.